This is a messenger RNA of Sphenostylis stenocarpa, 867 nucleotides long. The record is from the annotation of a GenBank genome assembly. Lineage: Eukaryota; Viridiplantae; Streptophyta; Magnoliopsida; Fabales; Fabaceae.
AUGAUGUGCAUUGGGUUGGGGAAACUAGUGGACACUGGUUGUCAGAUCUCAAGGCUUAACGUGGUGUUGGGUCGUCUUCGGCAUCGCGUUGCCCUUGGUAUUCGAUUUUACGCCCACAUCGUUUUCUGGGCAAAAACAGAGUCUUUUGAGGGGAAAAUGGCGAACGGGUUAGAGAGAGAAAGUGGGUCGACGAUAUUCAGCGAGGAGGAGCUGAGAGAGGUGUGUGGGGUGAAGCGUCUUGGGGACUAUGUCGAAGUCAUGUGCGGUUGCACGAGCCAUAGAUAUGGUGACGCUGUUGGAAGGCUUAGGGUUUUCGUAACUGGGUACCUUGAAAUCACUUGUGAAUGCACCCCAGGUUGUCAAGAAGACAAGUUGACUCCUUCUGCAUUUGAGAAACACUCUGGAAGAGAGACUGCCAGGAAAUGGAAGAAUAAUGUCUGGGUAAUUAUUAAUGGUGAGAAGGUUCCACUGUGUAAAACAGUUCUGCUCAAAUACUACAAUCAGGUGUCAAAAACUGCAAAUGGCUCCCAUAGAUCCCAAAAUGGCCGGGCUUGUCACCGAGAUGAGUUUGUUCGCUGCUCUAGGUGCAACAAAGAGCGUAGGUUUCGUCUGAGGACUAAAGAGGAAUGCCGCAUUCACCAUGAUGCUUUGGCAGAUGCAAAUUGGAAAUGUUCUGAUCUUCCAUAUGACAAAAUUGCAUGUGAUGAUGAAGAGGAAAGAGCAAGUCGUAGGGUUUACAGGGGAUGCACUCGUUCUCCAACAUGCAAAGGUUGCACUUCUUGUGUGUGCUUUGGCUGUGAUAGCUGCCGCUUUUCAGAUUGCAGCUGCCAGACUUGUGCUGACUUCACAAACAAUGCCAAAGCUUGA